AUGGCGACACGGGGUCCUGCUGAACCGGAGAAGAAGAAGACGGAGGCGGGCUUGGGGGAGAAAGGGACUCAGCCUCAUCUGAAGGCGGCCGAGAAGGCCCGGACGUGGGCGGACGUGGCAAAGGGCCCGUCGAGGGUGCCGAUCUGGACUAAUCACCAGAUCUCGGCGGCGGAGCUGGACGCCCUGAAGCGGCGGUUCACGGACGUGGUGGAGUUCUCGCCGGAGAAGAUGGAGAUGGGCAGGGCGGCAUGGCGAGACACGGCAGUGAUCAUGCGCAGUUUGGGUCGCCGUGUGCCGGUGGAAUGGAUCAAGCGGGAGCUACGGGUGGCCGGGAAACUUGACUACGACGUUGAGGAUUUCCUGAUGGCAGAUGAGACCUUUGUGUUUCGAUUCCAGAGUGAGAGGGAUCGGGAGGCUGCAAUGGAGGCUGGACCGUGGCUGGUGGCUGGUCAGCUCCUAGCCAUGGAACGCUGGCGGCCAAAUUUUGUUCCGGGGACCAACCAACUAUGUCGGGCUGUUGUGUGGUUAAGGCUGCCCAGUCUCCCGACGGAAUACUGGACAAAGGAGUUAAUCUGGGAUAUAGCAGCAAAAGCCGGGCGACCUCUGGCUCUGGACAAGGUCACUGACCAGGGCCGGAAGCUGGGAUUCGCUCGCGUCAAGGUGGAGCUGGAUGCCGGCAUGCCGAUCAGGCCUGGGACCUUCAUCCAGGGAGGGGUGGAGAAGUCAGGGGAAGAGGUUAGUGGAGCAGCCCACGAUGUUCGGGCCAAACCUUAA
Messenger RNA from Phoenix dactylifera (date palm), 774 nucleotides. Lineage: Eukaryota; Viridiplantae; Streptophyta; Magnoliopsida; Arecales; Arecaceae. The record is from RefSeq and is a predicted model, not a curated record.